This is a messenger RNA of Owenia fusiformis, 2083 nucleotides long. The record is from the annotation of a GenBank genome assembly. NCBI's taxonomy places the organism in Eukaryota, Metazoa, Annelida, Polychaeta, Sabellida, Oweniidae.
CCUGAAUGAAAUGUUGCACCUGAAAUAUAUACUGCCCAUGCAGAGUGCAAGGUAAAGAAAUUAAACCACAAUAUCUUGAAGGUCAGGUUCACCGAGUAAAUGUUCUGGUGAAAAAGAUGGCAUCACUUAGAAGAAACAGAUUGGACUUCAAUACACAAUUGCAAGUACGAGAAAAACCAAUAUAAGUGAAAUCCUCGAGGUACCUAAUACCAAAGAUAAGAUACAAUAACUCGGUAAUUAAAUUGAUAUUGUCUUGAAUGUUCAUAUCUUAUCAGAUUUUUUAUUUCAAUUUUUCAUACAUAUAAUCAUAAACAAGACUUGGCCACUUCAGUCAUACUGACAAGGAGUUCCUAUAUUGGUGCAACGUUCAGGUGCAACUUUUGGUGCAACCCCCUAAGGACCUACUCUCUAAGCCAAUAACUUGAAGUGGUUUAGUCACGUGACAGUGACGGAGAGAUAAGUAAAGAAUUUGGCAAGUAUUUCUGAUCGUGAAAACUCAGAUGAGACUCAGAAUAAACAUAGCGAGCAGAGAGAAUAGCUGAAUAUAUUUGUUGAGCGCAAACUGCAGUAGUUUACUUUUCCGAAAAUAGAUUCUAAGCUGACCUGCAAAUCGGGUAAUAUUUGGUAGUUAAAACAAUAUAUACACAAGAAGUUAUAAAAUUACUGAAGAACAAUCAAAGAGUAGCAUACACUUAUUGUUGUAUCAUUGGACAUCGUAGCUGAAGUGUCUAAAAAAGUCACUGUGGCUGUUGAGAAACCUAUAAGUCCACGUAGUGGAGGACAACGUUUAGAGAUGGUGAAGGAGAAACUCCCGUCCGUUAACAUGAUGAAUACCAACCUCAAGGUUGUGGUGCUUGGCAGUGAAAAUGUUGGAAAAACAGCUUUGUCAGUGAGAUAUUUGACCAAGCGUUUCAUUGGAGAAUACCAGUCUGAUACAGAUUCCUUGUAUAACGCAAGCAUAGAGUUAGAUGACAGUCCAAUCCAGCUCCAAUUGCUAGACUGUACAGAGAUUGCAGAAAUUGAUGACGUUUUGGGUCGUGAUCAGCAGCUCCAAUGGGCGGACGCAUUUAUUGUAGUGUACGACAUUUGCAACCGGGACUCUUUUCUCUCAGCCAGCAAAAUCAUAAAAUCCAUCCGCAGUGUACACUCUCAUACUGACUCUCCCAUCCUUCUCAUAGGAAACAAACUUGAUCUCCAACACAGACGUCAAACUGGCUUUGACGAGGGCCACGUAAUGUCCUUGGACCAAACUUGUCAGUUUUACGAACUAUCUGCAGCGGAUGGAUAUCACACAGUGACUCACGCAUUCAACAGUUUAUUCCGCGAAGCAAAAGUGAACAAAAAAGCUUUAAAAAUAAACAAAUUUUUCAAAAGUAACACUGAAAAAAGACGGAACUCAUUUGUGGCCAAAAUUGGCGAUAUGUUUAGAAGAUGACAUUUCAAAGAUCUUCAGAGUCUACAUAACGUGCAGUAUUAAAGUGACCAUAUAUGGUCUAUUUUUGUUUAAUUAUACAUUCUUUCAUGGGCAUGUAUAUCUCAGACAAUCAUUUAAACCGAAGAAGCCCCCCGUAGCCGAGAUUUUCUCAAUUUUAGAAUGGCUCUGAACAAUCUCAGACUCGUCGUAUGCGUUACUCAAAAAUUGAAUAAAUCUCUGCAUCUUGUGAUUUUUCCAUUUCAUUAAAAAAUGAACGUUUCCUUCAACUUUAAUGUCCAUAUACAUUGAAAGUAACUAAGAAUGAGGUAUGUUAAAUGUAUCAUUGCUUCCGAAUUGAAAAGUUAUUAUUUGUAGAUCAAAAUAUCUGUUGUAGGUAAAAUCAGAGAUAUAUGUAAACAUUCUGGUGUUUAUUUCGGCCUUUGAAUGCGAUUAACCACAAUAACUUCUGAUAUAUAUAUAUAUUGUACAUAAAUUGGAUCUUAGUUUUUUUUAUUUUGGCAUAAAUUUUCAUUUUGGAUUACCAAGGUAUAAAGUUUUCAAGAUUGAAAAUCAAACUGGUGAACGAGUAUGAUAUACGAUAAAAUAUAUUGGUUGGUUGAUCGUAAAUGUUGCUACAUUUUCCAUCCAUGAUUCUACCUUUAAUUUUAU